AUGGUCGUAGCAGAGCAGCCUGAGGCAAACGACGUUGCUUUUAAUACAUUUAUCGGUGUCUUGGUGUCCGUAUGUGGCAAUGCACUGAUAUCAGUAGCUUUAAACGUACAAAAGAGAGCACACAACAACAUACAAGAACGGCAGAUGGCUAAUUAUUUUGCCAACAUGGACGAACCACCUCAAUGGAUAUCUACAGCACACUACAAUGGAUUCUUACCAGAUGACGGAUACUCCUCACCGAGAUCAUCACUAGAACAGCAGAAUAGAUCUGAGGCAGAGCUAAUAGAGCAUCAGAAAUUCAUUAUGACAAUGGCGCAAGAGCAGACAAAAUCAGGAGACACUGAAUACUUGAAGUCUAAAUUGUGGUGGUUGGGAAUCUCGCUGAUGAUUCUAGGAGAAGUAGGUAAUUUUGUUGCGUACGGAUUUGCUCCUGCAUCCACCAUUGCACCACUCGGCACAACCACCUUGGUUGCUAAUGUCAUUUUAGCACCACUGAUGUUGAAAGAAGUAUUUAGAAAGCGAGAUUUGAUCGGUGUUAUACUGGCAGUGUCUGGUGCUGCUAUGGUCGUUUUCAGCUCGAAUUCUGAGGAAGUUGCUCUAUCACCUGAAUUAAUCAUGGAAUCGAUUACUCAAAUGCAAUCCAUCAUCUAUUUUAUUCUAACGGGUGUAGCUAUUGUGGCAUUGACGGUGUUGUCUCCAAUCUAUGGCGCCUCAAGCAUCAUGAUUGACUUGGGUUUGGUAGCCAUCUAUGGUGGUUACACCGUUCUUUCCACCAAGAGCGUGGCAUCCUUAUUGAGUUUAACCUUUUUUAAAAUGUUUGCCUAUCCUGUAUCAUACCUCCUCAUCUUUGUGCUGGUUGUUACAGCCGUCUUGCAGAUCAAGUACCUCAACAAGGCAUUGCAGAGAUUCGACUCAACAGAGGUGAUACCAACCCAAUUUGUGCUGUUUACUGUGUCGGCCAUCAUUGGAAGUGCAGUACUUUAUCACGAUUUUGACGACAUGGGCAUGGAACAGAUGUCAAGAUUCAUGUCGGGCUGUGCUAUUGAGUUUCUGGGCGUCUAUUUGAUUACAUCCAAGCGCACCAAGAGCAGCAACUCGCCUGCAUUAUCAAUCAGUGCCGACAGUGGUACAGCUAUUUCAUUCUCGGACGAAGAAGCACUUGACCGGGUGAAUAUGCUCCCAAGUGAUCAUAUCGCGAAUAACAGAAAGAGAACAGCGAAUACGUUGACAUCAUCUGGUGCUACAUCUUUUGCCAGAUCGACUCACUCCAACAAUCCGGCUUCUUUUGAAGCAUGGCAAGAGGCCAAUCCUCACAUCACCAUUAGCGGUACUACCGGAAUUGGCAGUGGUCAUGCACAUCAUGGACAUCGCAGACAAAGUUCAGUGUUUAGAGGUAUUUCAAUGGCUUCCCAAUUAUUGGAUCGCAAUGACGAGCAACAGCCAUCGGGAGGUGGCGGCAGUGCAAAUGGUGGUGGUGCCAUUCAAUUGCCCAUCUCGUCUUCGCCCAAUACAAACUCAAUCUUCAAUCACCAUAGAAGAAGGGAUUCGGCACUCGGAAACAUCAUCAAUGGCAUUACAUCAGCCAUUUCAUCGCAUACCCAUACAAACGACCCUGCAUCCUUAUCAGCAGAAGACGCAGAUGCUGUUGAAAUCGAAUACCCACACCUUCUUCAUUCCAAUCAUUCCGAAAACACAUCCUUAGAUCGUGAACUGAUGCCUAUUUCCACCAUCAACUCCAACAAUACAAUCGGCAAUACCAAGAAAAGCACAAAAUUAGUAGACAUUGAAGAACAAUCAUCAGAGGAGGAGAGAGAUUUAUCCUAG
Messenger RNA from Mucor velutinosus, 1824 nucleotides. RefSeq names its product peroxiredoxin type-2. Gene Ontology annotation, cellular component: membrane. The record is from RefSeq and is a predicted model, not a curated record. The transcript has 7 exons. Gene Ontology annotation, molecular function: magnesium ion transmembrane transporter activity. Bases 1 to 1824 code for a protein of 607 amino acids. Lineage: Eukaryota; Fungi; Mucoromycota; Mucoromycetes; Mucorales; Mucoraceae. Gene Ontology annotation, biological process: magnesium ion transport.